UUAUUUGUUCAUUAACUGGUUCAGUCGCGUACGACAGUCAAAUUCGGCGAAUUAAAAACUACAUACAUACAUCAGCCGGCUUUUGAGCAGUAUAAUACAGAUAAUUAAAGACAUAUUCCCAAAAUGACUGCAUUCGAGGAGUUUGGCGUGCUCCCGGAGCUGGGAAAGGCCACAGACGAGUUGGACUGGACCCUUCCCACUGAUGUCCAGGCGGAGGCCAUUCCUCUAAUACUGGGUGGUGGCGAUGUGCUGAUGGCCGCCGAAACCGGAUCGGGAAAAACGGGUGCCUUCUGCCUGCCCAUCCUGCAGAUCGUGUGGGAGACUUUGCGAGAUCUGGAGGAGGGAAAAGUGGGUAAGGGCGGUGGAAGUGGACUAUCAGUGGCUCCCUGGACCAUGUCAUUCUUCGACCGCGGCAACGCCCUCGCCGUCACUCCCGAUGGCCUACGCUGCCAGUCGCGGGAGUUCAAGGAGUGGCACGGGUGCCGGGCCACCACUGGAGUCCGGGGCAAGGGAAAGUUCUACUUCGAGGCCACGGUCACGGACGAGGGCCUGUGUCGCGUCGGGUGGUCCACGCAACAGGCGAAUCUCGAUCUAGGCACCUGCCGCAUGGGCUUCGGAUUCGGUGGCACCGGCAAGAAGUCCAACAACCGCCAGUUCGACGACUACGGUGAGGCCUUCGGUAAAGCGGAUGUCAUUGGCUGCCUGCUGGACUUGCAACGUUUGGAGGUGAGCUUCUCCAAAAAUGGACAGAACUUGGGAGUCGCCUUUCGCCUGCCGGAGAACUUAGCCAAGGAGACCUUCUACCCGGCCGUGGUUCUUAAAAACGCCGAAAUGCAAUUCAACUUGGGAAAGACUGACUUCAAGUACGCUCCGGGCAAUGGAUUCAUGGGCGCCUGCCAGGCUGGAGCGGAGCACAGCAAGGCCAAUCCACUGGCCAGUCCCGCAGCUGGAUCCGCUUCUGCCAAGCCAGCACCGAACGCCCCCCAGGCCAUUAUUAUAGAGCCCAGCAGGGAGCUGGCCGAGCAGACCUACAACCAGAUUGAAAAGUUUAAGUACCAUCUGAGCAACCCCGAGGUGCGCUCUCUGCUUCUAAUCGGCGGCGUGAGACUGGAGGAGCAAAAGGCGCAGCUGAUGCAUGGCACACACAUCGUAGUGGGCACACCCGGGAGGCUAGAGGAAAUGAUCAACAGCGGCCUGGUGCUGCUCACUCACUGCCGCUUCUUCGUCUUAGAUGAGGCGGACGCCCUUCUGAAGCAGGGCUACACCGAACUGAUUGAUCGACUGCACAAGCAAAUCCCUAAGAUCACAACAGACGGUCGCCGGCUGCAAAUGGUUGUCUGCUCGGCUACGCUGCACGCUUUCGAAGUGAAGAAGAUGGCCGAGCGCCUGAUGCAUUUUCCCACCUGGGUAGAUCUGAAGGGCGAGGAUGCCGUGCCGGAGACUGUGCACCACGUGGUUUGCCUUGUUGACCCGCAGGCGGACACCAGCUGGGAGUCGCUGCGCCAUCCAAUUAACACCGACGGCGUCCACGCCCAGGACAACGUUCAUCCAAGCAAUCCUUCCAAAGAGACGCAGUCGCAGGCUGUGAAGCUGCUCAAGGGCGAGUACUGUGCCCUAGCUAUUGAUAAGCACAAGAUGGACCGAGCCAUCAUAUUUUGCCGCACCAAGCAAGACUGUGACAACCUGGAGAGAUACCUAAAAUACCAGUGUGGUGGGCAACGCUACUCGUGCGUCUGCCUGCACGGCGACCGUAAACCCCAGGAACGCAAACAGAACCUGGAGAUGUUUAAGCGGCAGGAGGUCAAGUUCCUAAUUUGCACGGAUGUGGCGGCCCGCGGUCUAGACAUCACAGGACUACCUUUCAUGAUCAACGUAACGCUUCCCGACGACAAGACCAACUACGUGCACCGAAUCGGACGAGUGGGCAGGGCGGAGCGCAUGGGUCUUGCCAUUAGUCUGGUGGCCACGGUGCCGGAAAAGGUGUGGUAUCACGGCGAGUGGUGCAAGUCGCGCGGCCGCAACUGCAACAACACCAACCUAACCGACGUCCGUGGAUGCUGCAUCUGGUACAACGAGCCGAACCUUUUGGCCGAGGUGGAAGAUCACCUGAAUAUCACCAUCCAGCAGGUGGACAGGGCCAUGGAGGUUCCAGUCAACGACUUCGACGGCAAGGUUGUGUACGGCCAGAAAAAUUUGAACAUGGGCAGCGGCUACCAGGACCAUGUCGAGCAGUUGGUGCCCACCGUGCGAAAGCUGACCGACCUGGAGUUGCAAUCACAAUCUUUAUUUUUGAAACGCCUUAAGGUCUAACGCGAAUCUGGAGCGGUAUUCGUUUGCUAAGCAAGGAGAGGGUAUGGUGAAAUGAGGCGACUGCAUGACCGACUCAUGCGGGAAUACUUUUGCGGCACAGACACACAUAAAUAUUUAGGAAAUCGGAGCUCUAGCUCUGCCAUUACGAGUAAACAUUCAAUUAAACUAACAUUAAAAUCUUC
This is a messenger RNA of Drosophila rhopaloa, 2492 nucleotides long. It is a transcript of the gene Ddx1, whose product is annotated as ATP-dependent RNA helicase Ddx1. Gene Ontology annotation, molecular function: protein binding; RNA helicase activity; ATP binding. The transcript has 4 exons. Lineage: Eukaryota; Metazoa; Arthropoda; Insecta; Diptera; Drosophilidae. Bases 124 to 2310 code for a protein of 728 amino acids. The record is from RefSeq and is a predicted model, not a curated record.